GCGUCCUCAGCUCAGACGCUCACAGACACCAGGACUGACGAAGACGAAGACGAGCAGCUUCUUCUCUCCCAGAGUUUCCUCCACACAUGAAGGUGGAAAGUGUCUGUAAGUCGACCUGAAGUGAGUUCAGCAGGGACAAAAAAUGGCGACACCUGAUGAGGAAAUCUUAUCAAUUUUAGAAGAUUUGGGAGAUGAGGACUUUGAAAAAUUCAAGUGGUUCCUGCAGGGGAAGCUAGGAGGCAUCGAAGCAAUCCCAAAGAGUCGACUGGAGAAUGCAAACCGGAUUAAAACCGUGGAUCAGAUGAUUCAGACUUACAGUAUAAAUGCGAUUGACGUGGCCAGAACAGUUAAAGAGAAGAUAAAUCAGAAAUUAUCAAACCCCCCCCUCAAACUUGAAGAGAUUCUUCCUCGGUGCCAGCCAAAACUCAAAUUGAAUUUACAAAAGAAGUUCCAGUGUGUGUUUGAGGGGAUCGCUAAAGCAGGAAACGAGACCCUUCUGAAUGACAUCUACACAGAGAUCUACAUCAUAGAGGGAGGGAAUGCAGAGGUCAAUAAGGAACAUGAGGUCAGGCAGAUUGAAACAGCAUCCAGGAAACCAGACAGACCAGAAACAAGAAUCAGACAAGAAGACAUCUUUAAAGCCUUACCUGGAAGAGCUAAACCAAUCAGAACAGUGCUGACAAUGGGAGUGGCUGGCAUUGGGAAAACAGUCUUAACACAGAAGUUCACUCUGGACUGGGCUGAAGACAAAACCAACCAGGACAUCCACUUCAUAUUUCCAUUCACUUUCAGAGAGCUGAAUGCGCUGAAAGAGAAAACGUUCAGCUUGGUGGAACUUGUUCAUCGCUUCUUUCCUGAAACCAAAGAAGCAGGAAUCUGCAGGUUUGAAGAGUUCCACGUUGUGUUGAUCUUUGACGGUCUGGAUGAGCGUCGACUUCCUCUGGACUUCCACAACACUGAGGUCCUGACUGAUGUCACAGAGUCCACCUCAGUGGAUGUGCUGCUGACAAACCUCAUCAGGGGGAAACUGCUUCCCUCUGCUCGCCUCUGGAUAACCACACGACCUGCAGCAGCCAACCAGAUCAAUACUGACUGUGUUGACAUGGAGACAGAGGUCAGAGGGUUCACUGACCCACAGAAGGAGGAGUACUUCAGGAAGAGAUUCAGAGAUGAGGAGCAGGCCGGCAGAAUCAUCUCCCACAUCAAGACAUCACAAAGCCUCCACAUCAUGUGCCACAUCCCAGUCUUCUGCUGGAUCUCUGCUACAGUUCUGGAGAAGCUGAUGAAAACCAGAGAAGAAAGUGAGCUACCCAAGACCCUGACUGAGAUGUACAUUGAAUUCCUGGUGGUUCAGAUCAAGCUGAAGAACGUCAAGUAUGAUGGUGGAUCUGAGAGAGAUCCACACUGGAGUAAAGAGAGCAGGAAGAUGAUUGAGUCUCUGGGAAAACUGGCUUUUGAUCAGCUGCAGAAAGGAAACCUGAUCUUCUAUAACUCAGACCUGAAAGAGUGUGGCUUCGAUAUCACAGCAGCCUCAAAGUAUUCAGGAGUUUUCACCCAGGUCUUUAGAGAGGAGAGUGUACUGUACCAGGACAGGGUGUUCUGCUUCAUCCAUCUGAGUGUUCAGGAGUUUCUGGCUGCUCUUCAUGUCCAACUGACCUUCAUCAACUCUGCAGUCAAUCUGAUGGCAGAAAAACAAUCAACCUCCCGACUGUCCAAACUCCUCAGAAAGAGACUGAAACCAAGACAUCUCUACCAGAGUGCUGUAGACAAGGCCUUACAGAGUCCAAAUGGACAUCUUGACUUGUUCCUCCGCUUCCUCCUGGGUCUUUCACUGGAGACCAAUCAAAGACUCCUACAAGAUCUGCUGACACAGACAGGAAGUGGCUCACAGACCAAUAUGGAAACAGCCCAGUACAUCAAGAAGAAGAUCAGUGAGGAUCUGUCUGCAGAGAGAAGCAUCAACCUGUUCCACUGUCUGAAUGAACUGAAUGAUCGUUCUCUAGUGGAGGAGAUCCAACAGUCCCUGAGAUCAGGAAGUCUCUCCACAGAUGAACUGUCUCCUGCUCAGUGGUCAGCUCUGGUCUUCAUCUUACUGUCAUCACAAACAGAUCUGGAUGUAUUUGACCUGAAGAAAUACUCUGCUUCAGAGGAGGCUCUUCUGAGGCUGCUGCCAGUGGUCAAAGCCUCCAACAAAGCUCUGCUGAAUAACUGUAACCUCUCAGAGGAAAGCUGUGAAGCUCUGUCCUCAGUCCUCAGCUCCCAGUCCUCCAGUCUGAGAGAUCUAGACCUGAGUAGCAAUAACCUGCAGGAUUCUGGAGUGCAGCAGCUGGCUUUUGAACUGAGGAGUCCAAACUGUACACUGAAAACUUUCAGAUUAACUGACUGUAACCUGUCAGAGAGAAGCUGUGAAGCUCUGUCCUCAGUCCUCAGCUCCCAGUCCUCUAGUCUGAGAGACCUGGACCUGAGUAACAAUAACCUGCAGGAUUCAGGAGUGAAACAGCUGUCUGUUGGACUGAAGAGUCCAAUAUGUGAACUGAAAACUCUAAGAUUAACUGACUGUAACCUGUCAGAGAGAAGCUGUGAAGCUCUGUCCUCAGUCCUCAGCUCCCAGUCCUCUAGUCUGAGAGACCUGGACCUGAGUAACAAUAACCUGCAGGAUUCAGGAGUGAAACAGCUGUCUGUUGGACUGAAGAGUCCAAUAUGUGAACUGAAAACUCUAAGAUUAACUGACUGUAACCUGUCAGAGAGAAGCUGUGAAGCUCUGUCCUCAGUCCUCAGCUCCCAGUCCUCUAGUCUGAGAGACCUGGACCUGAGUAACAAUAACCUGCAGGAUUCAGGAGUGAAACAGCUGUCUGUUGGACUGAAGAGUCCAAUAUGUGAACUGAAAACUCUAAGGGUAACUGGCUGUAACCUGUCAGAGAGAAGCUGUGAAGCUCUGUCCUCAGUCCUCAGCUCCCAGUCCUCUAGUCUGAGAGACCUGGACCUGAGUAACAACAACCUGCAGGAUUCUGGAGUGAAACAGCUGUCUGUUGGACUGAAGAGUCCAAUAUGUGAACUGGAAACUCUCAGUCUGUCAGGCUGUCUGAUCUCAGUGGAAGGCUGUUCUUCUCUGGCCUCAGCUCUGAGCUCCAACCCCUCCCAUCUGAAAGAGCUGGACCUGAGCUACAAUCAUCCAGGAGACUCAGGAGAGAAGCAGCUGAUUGCUCUACGAGAGGAUCCACAUUACAGACUGGAGACUCUCAGGGUGGACCAUGGUGGAGAGCACAGGUUAACACCUGGUCUGAGGAAGUAUUUCUGUCAACUCACACUGGACACAAACACAGUAAACAGAAACCUCAAACUGUCUGAGAAAAACAGGAAGGUGACACGUGUUAGAGAGGAUCAGUCAUAUCCUGAUCAUCCAGAGAGAUUUGACGACUGGCAACAGCUGCUGUGUAGAGAUGGUCUGACUGGUCGCUGUUACUGGGAGGUCGAGUGGAGAGGAAGACAUGUUCAUGUAGCAGUGAGUUACAGAGGAAUCAGCAGGAAAGGAGACAGUGAUGACAGUGUGUUUGGAUUCAAUGAUCAGUCCUGGAGUCUGUGGUGCUCUGAUGAUGGUGGUUACUAUGUCUGGCACAAAAAGAGAGAAACACGCCUCUCCUCCUCCUCCUCCUCCUCCUCCUCCUCCUCCUCCUCCUCUGGUAGAAUAGGAGUGUAUGUGGACUGUCCUGCUGGCUCUCUGUCCUUCUACAGAGUCUCCUCUGACUCACUGAUCCACCUCCACACCUUCAACACCACAUUCACUGAACCUCUUUAUCCUGGGUUUGGGUUCGGGGUCCUGUCCUAUGACUCCUCAGUGUCUCUGUGUGGUCUGUAGGACGGAGACGACUUCCUGUCCUGUGGUCUGAAUGUUGGAUGAAGCUUCACUUUGUUUAACAUUUGAUUCUCUGAUUGUUUCUUUAAUGUCUCAAAUGUUUUCUUCUUAUAAACGGUGAAAUGAUCUCAGGGCUGAACUCUGAUUUUCUCUUGAAUCCAUUUUUUUUUGGAGCAGCGUCUUGUAGCUGCUAAUGUCUGUCGUGAUUGAUCUCAAUAAAGGUUUAAAGACUCACGAGAACAGCAGCUUCUAACAAAUGUAAAUCUGAUUCUGUUUUAAAGAGGAAUAAAGACAUUACCU
This is a messenger RNA of Centropristis striata (black sea bass), 4153 nucleotides long. Its product is annotated as NACHT, LRR and PYD domains-containing protein 12-like. The transcript has 11 exons. The coding region runs from base 143 to 3856 and encodes 1237 amino acids. NCBI's taxonomy places the organism in Eukaryota, Metazoa, Chordata, Actinopteri, Perciformes, Serranidae. The record is from RefSeq and is a predicted model, not a curated record. Gene Ontology annotation, molecular function: protein binding.